CACAGAGGGGGUUUCACUGCAGCCAGUCCCAGCUGUGCAGCGCUCAUAAUCUGCUGCAGCCCUCUCUAUCCUCCAGAGGCAAUGCUGGAGUUUUGAGAGACGAGCGAGCGGCGCUGAGCACGGCUCUUAUCAUGCGGUUCACAGCUUUGAAACAGGGACGAAGUUUCCACAUUUGGUUUUAACCUGCUGUUCUCACCACUCUGCGACAACAUGGAGUACUGGAGGCAGUGUGCGAUGUGGCUGAUCAGCUGCAACGUGCUGCCAGCGAACCACCGGGUAACUGCGGACACGGCGCAGGUAUUCGAUUUGGCGCAAACCCUGCGGGACGGGGUGCUGCUGUGCCAGCUGCUGAACAACCUGAGACCUCACACUAUCAACCUGAAGGAGAUUAAUCUCAGGCCACAGAUGUCACAGUUCCUGUGCUUGAAGAACAUCCGCACAUUCCUGACAUCGUGCUGUGAGGUGUUUGGGAUGAAGAAAAGUGACUUAUUUGAAGCUUUUGAUCUCUUUGAUGUUCGAGACUUCGGAAAGGUUAUGGACACGCUAUCCAAGCUCUCUUACACAUCAAUUGCACAGCAAGCAGGAUUCAAGCCAUUUCCAACAGACGAGAGCCUAAAAGACGAGGACAUUUACAAUAAUCUGGAAGACUUGAUUGAUGAGAAUGCCCUUGAGGAUGAGGACGACUUGUAUGCAGUGGUCUAUGGACUGGAAGAAGACUACGCCAGUGGAGAGAUCUAUGAAGAUCUCAUGAGGGCCGAGCAGAAUCCCCCGCUGAAGCAGGCAGAGGUAGAUGUCCGGAGCUGCUGCCUUACGGAGAUCAAACAGACGGAGGAGAAAUACACAGAGACCCUGGAGUCCAUUGAGAAGUACUUUCUCAAUCCUCUGAAGAUGUUCUUCUCUGCAGUUGAAAUUGACAAAGUUUUUGUCAACAUUCCAGACCUGGUUAAAGUUCACAAGAGCCUGAUGGUUGAUGUCCAAGACUCCAUCUUGAACAAAAAUGCCUUAAAUCUCUACCAGAUUUUUAUCAGCUACAAAGACAGGCUGCUCAUUUAUGGGUUAUACUGCAGCCAGGUGGAGAUCGCCAUUGCUUUUUUAGACCUCAUUUGCAAAGAGAAAGAGGACGUUCGCCUGAAGCUGGAGGAGUGUUCCAAACGGGCCAACAAUGGGAAGUUCACACUCAGGGACCUGCUGGUUGUCCCGAUGCAGAGAGUCCUCAAGUACCAUCUUCUGCUUCAGGAGCUAGUCAAACACACUCACGAUGCUGCUGACAAGAGCAACUUGAAGAUCGCUCUUGAUGCCAUGAAAGACCUGGCUCAGUAUGUCAACGAGGUGAAGAGAGAUAAUGAGACUCUAAGGGAGAUCGACCAGUACCAGAGGUCUAUCGAAAACUUGAAUCAGCCUCUAAUCAUCUUUGGUCGGCCAAAAGGAGACGGCGAGGUGCGCAUGAUUUCCAGUGUUGACAAGAGGAAACAAGACAGACACAUCUUUUUAUUUGAUGUAGCUGUCAUUGUUUGCAAGAGACGAGGAGACAACUAUGAGAUGAAGGACAUACUCGACCUCAACUACUUCAAGAUUACCAACAACCCCACCUCUGACAGAGAGGGCAAAAAGUGGUGCUACGGGUUCUAUGUGACUCACCAGCAGGGGUACACAGGCUUUGAACUCUUUUUUAAGACCAGAGAGCUGAAGAAGAAGUGGCUGGAUCAGUUCGAAAUGGCCAUAUCAAAUAUCCGACCAGAAAAAGCCAACCACAACUCCCACCAGUUCAAGAUGCACACAUUUGAAAGGAUCACGUCCUGUAGCUUCUGUCACCUCUUGCUCAGGGGCAUCUUUAACCAGGGUUAUCUCUGUGUAAAAUGUGGGCUGGGGGCUCAUAAGGAGUGUCUCGGUCGACUGGGAGUGUGUGGGAGAACAGAUUCUGCCAAGCCGAAACCCAAGGAAAGCACAGCACCGCCAGACCCAGGUUUACCCAGAAUGGUUGUGAUCAGAGACUACUGUGGCAUCCCCUAUCCCCAGUGUGGGCCCCCACUAAGCAUUCACGCAGGGGAUGUCAUUGAACUGAUGUUUGCCGACCUGCACAGCUCGUGGUGGCAGGGCAAAAUUCUGGCGACAAGCAAGAUUGGCUUUUUUCCAAGUGAUGCUGUGAGGCCUUGCCCGUGUGUUCCAAAACCUGUCGAUUACUCUGCCCAGCUCUGGUUUGCAGGGCCCAUGGAGAGAUGCCAGGCUGAGGUGGAGCUCCUGGACCGAGGAAACAGCACCUAUCUGGUUCGACACAGGAGUAAAGAAUGCACUGAGUAUGCCAUCAGUAUAAAGUUCAACAAUAAAAUCAAGCACAUUAAGAUUCUGACCAAGGAUGGCUGCUUUUACAUCGCUGAGAGCCGACUGUUCAAGACUGUGCUGGACUUAGUGGAGUACUACAAGGAACACUCUCUGAAGGAAGGUUUCAGCAGUCUUGACACCACUCUGCAGGUCCCCUAUAGGGAGCUGUCCAAUGGAAACAUGCCUGGGGCCAUUACCAAGGCUGGCAGUGUUCCUCCUGGCAGCUGCAGCUUUGUUCCCCCCUCCUCCUCGCCUUUCUGGUCAGUGUUUUCUCCCAGGGUGGUGGGUAUUGCAGUGGCACGUUACGACUUCUGCUCCAGAGACACACGGGAGCUUUCACUUCAACAGGGAGACAUUAUCAAGAUCUACACCAAGAUGUCCAGUGGCUGGUGGAAGGGAGAGGUCGAUGGCAUGGUGGGCUGGUUUCCCUCUACCUAUGUGGACGAGGAGGACUGACUUUGCUGGUUGAUUGACGUCUUCUCAGUGUCCAUUCAAAGCUGACCACCUCCACUGAGCACCAUGCUGCUCAUCCACUCUCUGUGCCCUGCAAGUCAGAUCUCUUUGAUAAGACCGAGAGACUCAGACUUAAGAAGAAGCAGCAGUGCCCUCAAAAGCCUUCUCCUGCCCUCUUACAGACUCUCACGCAGAGCAGAUGUCAAAUCACUGAUUCCAGGAGCGUCACACCAUAUCUCGCCUCUCUGUGGUCCUGUCUGCCCCCGUGGCCCACCGGGAAGUGCAUGUGCUGUACCCAGAUAACCCUCCCCGCUCCCUAACCUCUCACCUUGUCUUAUUAUUGAUGACUCCAUUGGCUGGCCUAAGAACUUGCCUUCACUGUCAUCAUGUUUCGAUACCAGGAAGGCUCAGUCACCCAACUGGAACACAGAUCCUGCUGACAGCGCAUUGCCAAGGGUACUCCACCAAAUUGAAAUGCAGGAGCUGAGGAGCUUUGACUGUUGUUGGAACACUUACAGCCUUCUUGGCCAUUCAGACUUCUAUGUCCAGCUUUCUAUCGAAGAUUCUUUUUUUUAUUUUAAAAAUUGAAACCACCAGACUGAUAUAAACCAUAUGAUAUUUAAAUGCAAUCUCUGAAAGGAGAUUUGACACUGUUGGACAGGAAAUCAUAUCUGGAGACAGAGUAGAAGCUUUUGUUGCCGGUUUAUUUUACUUUCUGUUUUGAUCACAGUGUUUAAUUGAAUCUGAACCUCAUCUUUAAUUACCCCCUUCAUGAGGCACGAGAUUGAUGCCAAAAAUAAAAAACUGCCUUACCCUUUAAUUGUUCCCGCCCAAAUAUAAAGCAAUAGUUCACCAUUUUGGGUAAUAAAGUUAAAAGGUGGAUUUUGUUACCUUCGAGCAUAUUCAGGCUACCCAUUUGCCGUUUUCAGUCUUUAUGCUAAGCUAAGCUAAUUAUCUUCUAUUUGUAGCUUUACAUGCUGUAUAGCAUGUGGUAUCAAUCAUGUGGUAUCAAUCAUGUCAUCUGAUUUUUUAACCAAGAAAGCAAAUAAGUGUGCUUCCCCAAAUAUCAGAAUAUCCCUUUAAGCUUUAAGCUACCACAAUUACAACUAGCCCCACAAGGCUAAAUGAAUAUGGUGAAUCAUCAAAAGGAGGAAGGAACACACACUCUGAUAAUGUUUCAAGAUGUUCCCAUUUAAUGGCACUAAAGGGAAAAAAAAGAGAAGCCCAGUUCUUAUGUUAGCCUUCAGACGUGAAGUCAUCAAAGAGAAAAAAAUAUGUGCACAAAAGGAAUUACAAAGCCAAGUAAGUUUUAAAAGAGCAUGUGCGGGGUAGAUUGUGUAAUUGGAGGUAAAGGUCUAUACUUCACUGCGGGUUCCUUCAUCUUUUAAUCAUUCGCUGUGGAAACCAGAGAGCCCUUUUACAUUCCACAGAUUUUGUGUUUACCUCGACUCUUUUUGGUUUCAGAAUGAAUGAUUCAAGGGUGAUGUAACAGCUGUUCACUGUAGUGCAAGGUAGCACAAGGGCAUCAAGUGAUACUGUUUUCCUUCAAACGUUAACACCCUGCUAACCAUGUGUGUGACAUCAAUAUUUAAUAAAAGCAUACUCUUUGAAUUGUACUUUUGAAAUUUGAUAGGCUAUUUUUCCCUUUUCAGACAAAUGUUACAUUGCUGGAACAAAGGCUCUACAGUUGCAUCACAAAUCACACCUGUGUCUGACACAGUUGUGGAGGCUCAGAGAAAAAACUGGCUGUGCUCAAAUAAUGGCUAAACAAACAGAACAGAGAACGAGGGACGUCGGAGAACAGUCGUGGUGGAGAAACAUAGUGUGGGGACGUUACCUUUCCCGCCACUUCACCUGCACACCUGUUGGAAAUCUACUCAUCACCACACCCACUUCCCUGCUGCAUUUAAAGACUGGUGCUUCAGUCCAUUCUUCUUGUUUGUCUGGCAUCCAUCAUGGUAGAAACUUUGACUGACCUAGUUCUAGUAAAAAGUUUACCUUUGUGAGAAUCUCAGUCUGUGUGUAGUUGCCAACCUUUGGUUGUCUUGUCUGUGCUUCAGAAUCACUAGCCACAUAUCCACCUGUUGGUUUUGACAUCUUAACCUCUGGUUUCCUGGAAAAGUUCAACCCAUGCUCUGCCCUCCACCUCAGCCCCAGACCCUCUCUCCCCAACUUAGAUUCCCCUCCUCACCUACCUGAGGCUCCUACUGGUUUUGCCUGCCUGCCCACGAACUUUUGCUCUUUUUUUUUUUUCCUAGUAGAGAUAAACUGUUUGAACUUGAUUCCUGCCUCUGUGUGUGAAUCUGCAUCUGGGUCCUAGUAAAUUGGAAACAGUUGUGGUGUGUUAUUGAGAUAUUUACAAAUUUAACAGUGUUUGUUGGACUACAGCUUUUGAUUUUAAUAGAUCACAGUUUUCCUGUAAGCCCUAAGCGUUUGUUUACCUUCAGGUUAUGAGUUUCCUGUCUUUUGACUGUGAGUCCAGUUCUGUUUGCAAAUCAAAAUUUGCUGCUGGUAGAUACACUAUCUUUUCUUGCAACAUAUUUGAUUAAUUAAACGAGAUUAAGCCCUAGUUACUAUCAAAUUAUCUCCAUAACCAUAAUGUUUCC
Toxotes jaculatrix (banded archerfish) is the source of this 5378-nucleotide messenger RNA. RefSeq names its product guanine nucleotide exchange factor VAV3-like. NCBI's taxonomy places the organism in Eukaryota, Metazoa, Chordata, Actinopteri, Toxotidae. Bases 211 to 2775 code for a protein of 854 amino acids. Gene Ontology annotation, cellular component: cytoplasm; plasma membrane. Gene Ontology annotation, biological process: cell migration; intracellular signal transduction; regulation of GTPase activity. Gene Ontology annotation, molecular function: guanyl-nucleotide exchange factor activity; protein binding. The record is from RefSeq and is a predicted model, not a curated record. The transcript is spliced from 29 exons.